UUAAUUUGCCGCAUAAUCAAAAUCAGAUAAUAAAAAUAAAACUACUGAUGGAGUGCUCAUUGGAGGGCAGCAAUGCGCGCAUUAUUGCCAAGGCAAUACAGUCGCUAUCCAAGGUGGGCAAGGAACUGUUCAUUGAGGCAGACAGUGAUGGAUUGCAAAUGCGCACCAUUAAUUCAACACAAUCGGCCAUGGGUAGCAUGCGCUUCCAUCGCAGCAUGUUUAAUACAUUCUACUUGCCGCCCGGUGGUGAUUGCACUUGUAAAAUCACAAUGAAAGCCUGCCUUGGCGUCUUUCGCAACAUGAAGCAAGUGGAGCACUGCGAGCUAAAGGUGUUGGCCAAUCGCACCAAAUUUCAAGUCAAGCUGCGCUGCAAGCUGGAGACUAUGAAGCAGGCGCUCAUCUCCAUUGUCGAUGAGCAGAAUAUAACGACGGCUGUAGCUGCUGACAAUAGUCCAAAUAUCAUACGCGGUGACCAUAAACUGUUUAUGGAAAUUUCCAACAGUUUUAAUUCCGCUGAAGAGGAGCUUACGCUGGAGGCUCAAACGGAUAGCUUGACUGCAAAGAAUUAUGUGGAAGGCGCUCGUGUUAAUGACAAAUUUAUGCGUUCGCAGCUGAAGCUGAAACCAACUGAAUUUGAGCAUUAUCAAGUGGCGCAGGGCGGCACAGUCAUAACAUUUUGUAUUAAAGAAUUUCGAGCCUUUCUACUCUUUGCUGAAGCGCUCAACGCUGAGCUAACGCUGGAGUUUGAUGACGCUGGCAGUCCAUUCUUUGUGAAGAUACAGAAACAUCGCGAAAUUGAAUGCCUGUUAAUUCUGUCGACACUAUCGCCUGAGGAUGUAAGCUUCUCGGAAGAUUACUGCCAGCGCGAAAUGAGCGUGCAUGAGCAAAGUAAUGGAGCACAGAAGCGCAAGAGUAGCACACCCGGAGCAGGAUCAGCGUUGCAGCAGAAAAGACAUAUGGCUACGAUGGAGACGACGUUAAGCAGCACGGAUGGAGAUGCAUCACUAUUUCAAUUUCCUGAGCGUCCAGCGAGAACAGCCAAUGCAAAUAGCAGCGUUCGGCGAGCAGCUAAUGAGACGAAUUUAAAUAGCACAGCAAAUGCAUCACAGACUCAGACUCGGCAGCCGCACUCAGGCAGCCACACUGAUGUACCUUCAAUACCACAAGCGCGUUUGCUGCUGGAGGGUGACACAGUGGAUUUGGCGGAUUCGGAAGCGGAUGAAGAAGCAUUACUGCUGGCUGCAGCAGAUGCUGCCGAAGCCAGUCAACCUACUAGCAUUGAAGUUUGCUUCUUCAAUACUGAGGAUGUGCCGUCCACUCAAGUGCCAUCACAAGCAGCAGAUGAGAAUGAUGAUGACGAGAUCAUACCUCAAUCACCGGAACGUGAUAAUAACAAGAUGCGUACAAUAUUCUCGCGAUGUUUUCAAAACACUUAUGUGCCGCGCGAGCCUUCGCCCAAUAGUCAAAUUUAUGCGGCCAAUUCGGAUGCUGAAGACUAGGCCAACUGGUUUGGCUUAUUUAUUUAAAAAAGUAUAUGAUUUAAAUGUUUCGAAUAGGACAUAAAAGUUAUUAAAUUA
Molecule: messenger RNA, 1577 nt
Organism: Drosophila busckii
Lineage: Eukaryota; Metazoa; Arthropoda; Insecta; Diptera; Drosophilidae
Gene: Rad9
Product: cell cycle checkpoint control protein RAD9A
Exons: 3
Coding region: 48-1499 (483 amino acids)
Biological process (GO): DNA repair; cellular response to ionizing radiation; mitotic intra-S DNA damage checkpoint signaling
Cellular component (GO): checkpoint clamp complex
Source: RefSeq, a predicted model, not a curated record